CAAGGAGACAAAGCUUCAACAGCAGCAGGUGCUUCCCUGCAGGCACACAUGCGUGCACGCCGGUGCACAUAUGUCUGGAGGCGCACGCCUUCCCGGACUGGUCUCCACCUAGGUCUGCAAGGGGCUCCUUUUUUCAAGGAACCUGUUACCUGUGUCCGCUACUGUCGCCCUCCGGCCAGCAGGGGGUGCCGCUCGCCCAGCGCUACCUAGCCAUCGUGCUCGUCCGGAAGUCCCGCCCCACCCGGAAGUCGAGCGCCAGCGCUUCCCCAAAGAUGGUGGCGUCCUUGAAGUUGGUACGGCGUGGCCGCAGGCGUGGAACCCGCCUGAAACGCGGCAGUGACGGCCUCGGCGGGGAGGGAGCUCUGAAACGGCUCAAGCUGGCCGUGGAGGGGUUCGUGCGGGCCACCUCCGAGGCCGAGGCUCCCGGGGGCUUUGAGGGGCGCGGCGCCGCAGUGAGCUCCAGGCCGAUAGGGAGGAAGAGCCGAAAGGAGCUGCGAAGGGAGAAGCGGCAGCUGCGGAAGGCGCGCCGCCUGCAGCGGGCGGGGGGACCGGGGCCAGCUAGAGAGGAAGGGAGCGCCCGCCCGCCCAGCAGGGCCCGAGAGGCCGAGGCCGCCCCGUCCCAUUGCAAAGCCAAAGUCAAGACUUCCCCGGCUAAGCCUAAGGCUCCCCCGGCCUCAGCGCCCUCGGCCCACAGUAAGGCCAAGGCUACCCGGACUAAAGGUCCCUCUCUCAAGGCCGAGGCUCGCCCAAGGAAGACCGAACCCUCGGCCACCGCCCGGAAGCGGGCUCUGCUAGCGGCCAACGAGGAGGAGGACCGCGAGAUCCGGAAGCUGGAGCGCUGCCUCGGCCUGAACAAGCGCAGGAAGAAGGGCGACGGCAGCUCCGUGCCGCUGAGCUUCGCGCGCGACGGGCUGGACUACAUCUUGGGGGCCCUGGAACCCGGAGCAGGCGGCAGCGGCCUGUACGAGAGCAGCGGGGAGGAGGACGAAGAGGAAGAGGAGAGUGGCGAAGACGAAAUACCCCCGGAUAGCGACAGCAACCUCGACGUUGACUCCGAGCGCGAAAGCGAGGAGGACUUGGAGGGGGAAGCCCACCCCUCAGAGGAUGAGGUCGAAAAUGUGGAGGACGCAGACGACAGUGUAGACCCAGAACCCGGGGGAGGAGUAGAAGGCGGAGCGCGGGAGACGAGGGGGAGGAAGAGAGUCCGUUUUGCAAAAGAUGAAGAUUUGAAACAUGAGAGUUCGGAGGUUGAGAACACAAGCCAUCAGGAGAGUCUUUGUGAGAAUAGUGAAAAGUACAUCCCAUCUCAGGUGAGGUGUAUCCAGGAGACAGUGGAUGUCCGCAAGAAGGUGGAACUGGAAAGGCUGAAGAAGCAGGUGAAAGGCCUCAUUAACAGGCUGAGUGAGCCCAACAUGGCGUUUAUAAGUGGGCAGCUGGAGGAGCUGUACAUGGCCCACAGCAGGAAGGACAUGAGCGAUAUGCUGACUGCCACCCUCAUGGAUGCCUGUGUCACCUCCUCAGCCAUGCCCAGCCGGCUAAUGAUGGAGCACAUCCUCCUGGUCAGCAUUCUCCACCACACAGUCGGAAUCGAGGUUGGCGCGUGCUUCCUGGAAGGCGUGGUGAGGAGGUUUGAUGAUGCCUACGGAAAGGGAGGCGAGGGGAAGGAGUGCGACAACCUGGUCACCAUCGUCGCCCACUUGUACAACUUCCACGUGGUCCAGUCGCUCCUUGUCUUUGACAUUUUGAGGAAACUGAUAGGAACUUUCACGGAAAAAGACAUCGAGCUGAUUCUGUUGAUGCUGAAGAACGUGGGCUUCUCGCUGAGAAAAGACAAUGCUUUAUCACUUAAGGAGUUGAUCGCCGAGGCCCAGGCCAAAGCCAGCACCACAGGCAGCAAGUUUCAGGACCAGACCAGGAUUCGGUUUAUGUUGGAGACAAUGCUGGCAUUAAAGAACAACGACAUGCGCAAGAUCCCAGGCUAUGACCCUGAGCCAGUGGAGAGGCUGAGGAAGCUGCAGAGGGCACUGGUGCGCAGCGCUGGCUCUGGCUCCGAGACUCAGCUCCGAAUCUCCUGGGAUGGCAUCUUGAAGGCUGAGCAGACCGGUCGUUGGUGGAUCGUGGGGUCUGCAUGGAGCGGGGCCCCAAUGAUCGACAACAGUCGUCAUGCAGCCCCACAGAAGCCACUUGCAGGGACGGUGAGCGCAAAGAUGCUGGAGCUUGCCCGGAAGCAGAGGAUGAACACAGAUGUCAGGAGGAACAUAUUCUGCACAGUGAUGACCAGCGAGGAUUUUCUGGACGCCUUUGAAAAGCUGCUCAAGCUUGGGCUGAAGGACCAGCAGGAGCGAGAGAUUGUCCACGUGCUCAUGGACUGCUGCCUGCAGGAGAAAACCUACAACCCUUUCUACGCCUUCUUGGCCAGCAAGUUCUGCGGAUAUGAGAGGAGAUUCCAGAUGACUUUCCAGUUCAGCAUAUGGGACAAAUUUCGGGACUUAGAAAAUUUGCCAGCCACCAAUUUCUUGAAUUUGGUUCAACUGGUGGCGCACUUAUUGAAGACAAAGUCUCUUCCACUUUCCAUUUUAAAGGUGGUUGAAUUCAGUGAAUUGGACAAACCCAGAGUCCACUUUUUACGCAGAGUGUUAACUGUGCUGCUAAUGGAAACAGAAGUUGAAGACUUGAGUCUAAUUUUUUCAAGGGUGUCUGACAACCCAAAGCUGGGUGUGCUGCGGGAAGGCCUGAAGCUCUUCAUCAGCCACUUCCUACUGAGGCACGCACAGGCCCAGCAGUGCCCCGAGGAGGCUGGUGUGCUGAGAGAGAGGGCUGGGCUCGCCACCAAGGCCCUGCAGGGCAGGGCUGCACUGCAGAUGUAGUGGGAAGCCAGGAGUGCGGUGGAGUUACGUUGUGGUCCGUGGCAUUAGGUAUCAUUGUUUGAGGUCACUUUUUGAUCCAAGAUUGGGUUAUAUUUCAGUCAUGCUCAGAUAGCUAAGUGCAUUGAUUGGGGGGCUGGGGCAGGGACCAGGCAGGUUUCUCACAUACAAGGCUUGAUAGGUAAUCUUAAUUUAUUUUUAUAUUUGGCAGUGCUGGAGAUUGAACCUUUUUUUUGGUACUGGGGAUCGAACGCAGGUCCUUGUGCUUGCACAGCCGGCGGCGAAACCACUGAGCUAUAUCUCCGGCUCAUGAACCUUUUUUUUUUAAGACAAGGUCUCACUAAGUUGCCCAUGUUGGCCUCAAACUUGAGACACUCCUGUCUCAGCCUCCUGUGUGUAGCUAGGACUACAGGUGUGUGCCACUGCACUUGGCUUAAUUUGUCUUUUAAAAAUAUAUAUAUAUAUAUAUACACACACACACACAUAUAUAUGUGUUUAAAAUUUAAAAAUCAUCAGCUAUUUGUGAUGCUGCAUGUCUAAUUGAUUAUUUUAAUACUUGGAACACAGUUUGGUUUUGAAAAGUCAGUUGAUGGCAGGCCCUGUGAAUAUCUUCUUAUGUCCUGCACAGCGUGGAUCAGAGUGUUCCAUGAGCGCUCGCCUGACCUCAGGAUGCAGUGGAUCUGUGUGCUGUUUCUCUCCAGUGGUCCUUUCCACGUUGUCAGUGUCUUUUCUUAAACAACUCUGAAGUCACCAAAAAGGAAUGGACACUUGGUGCUGCUUGCUGUCGGGCCUUAGCAGGUGUGGAGUUGUCACUGCACACAGGAGCUCACACAUUUAUGAGAAGCACACACAAUGCUCACACGAGGAACAGAAGCCCUGGUGCUGAGGAAGGAGGUGUGGCCUGGGCACCCAGUAUGCUGCACAUGCACCAUGCUCAUUGCCUGCUGGUCUUUGAGGUCCAGGACCUGAUUAAGCCUCACUGCUUAAUUGCUGGAAAGGACCACUUGGUGUGAGUUAGAGGUCAUAGGUCAGUGCCAUCACCCAGCAGCAGACUGUCUCCGGGGGUGUCACCACUGUGCUGCAUGUACCUUGACACGGCACCAUGGGGUGUCUGCAGGCACCCUGGGAAGCACGAGUCUCCAUGCAUAACCACCACUAAACCAGGGGUCUGAGCCUUGAUGUUCACAGGCAGCGUGGAAGAUGGGCUCCAACAACACAGGCAGUCUGGCCUUCCCCAUCCUGACCCUGCUUCAGAGGCAGAGUGAAACCCCUUGUCUACCCACAGAGAGGGUGGCAGGGGUCGGAGUGCCUUCCAUGAAGGAAGCCUCAUCAUCACCAGUGGGUGUGCAGGCCAGGCCCCGCCUCUUUCCAUAAGGAGCUCACCGAACAGUGUCCACCUGUGUCCCACCACCAGCCUCAGGUCUUCACUGUGGCAGCGCUGCAGCUCUUGGGAUAGUGCUGACAUCCCUGGCUUGCCCAUUGACUAGGAGCAGCAGAGGAUCAGGAGGCCCCAUGGAGGCACUGAGCAGCCUCUUCAUGCCAUGCGGAUGAGUUGGCUGUGCCCAUGGACGGCCCGUGUUUGCACUGGCUUCCCUUCCCAAGGCAGUCAUUCUCACCAUGGACCCUAACUGACUCUGCCAGGCACUGAGUCUUGCGUUUUCGUAUGUGGCAGGCUGCGCAUAAGUGUGUGCACAUAACAUGUGCAUCACUAUGUGAUGUUAACUGUUCUCCAGUGCAGCUGUUAAAUCCAUCCUGACCAAAAGCAUUUUAAGUUCAGAAUUGCUUUUAAAAGUAGUGGUUUUUGGGCCAGGGAUUUGGCUCAGUGGUUUCCCUGCCUGCUGUGCAAGCACAAGGACCAGAGCUCGAUCCCCGGUACCAAAAAAAAAAAGCGGUUUUAAACUGUAUUUGUGACACCUACAUUUGAAGCACUGCAGGCUGCAUGGACAAUGCUUGGUGUUAAUCAGAACUUUACCCUGUGGGUUGAGAACUGGUAGUGUAUGAAAUGACUAAAAAGAAGCCUUCUGUUAGGGGUUUCAUCUUUACAACAGGUACACAGAACAAACUAGUUUGUUAAAAUGUAAAUAAAAUCUAUUUUCUUA
Messenger RNA from Heterocephalus glaber (naked mole-rat), 4963 nucleotides. RefSeq names its product nucleolar protein with MIF4G domain 1 (gene Nom1). Gene Ontology annotation, cellular component: nucleolus. Gene Ontology annotation, molecular function: RNA binding; protein binding. The record is from RefSeq and is a predicted model, not a curated record. Lineage: Eukaryota; Metazoa; Chordata; Mammalia; Rodentia; Bathyergidae. Gene Ontology annotation, biological process: ribosomal small subunit biogenesis.